Molecule: messenger RNA, 1880 nt
Organism: Geodia barretti
Lineage: Eukaryota; Metazoa; Porifera; Demospongiae; Tetractinellida; Geodiidae
Source: the annotation of a GenBank genome assembly
AGAAUGAUGAUACUUUUCGUCGUAGCUGCGUGUGCGUGUCUUUCAGCGAGUCAAGAAAUCACAGACGGUCCUAGGGACAAGACAGUGUUCAGAGGCAGGGAUGCAGUCUUUUCCUGUGUGGUACGCGAUGCUCCUGGCCACUGGAUACUAAAUGACACCAAUAUUGAUGAUCUACCGGGAGCACUACGGGAUGAUCUAUCUCAUGAUAGCGUGUCGGCUGCAGUAUUCUAUUAUAUUUCCCUGAGAAUUCCUGGCAGAGUGGAAUACAAUGGAACUAGAGUGAAGUGUGCAAUUGAAAAUGAUGGUGAUAAUACUUUGUUGGAGAGUGAAUUUGCCGUACUUAAAAUACAAGGUCUGCUUGAAGCUGUCGGCUCUGUUGUGGCCCUUAAUAACAACUCAUCAAUCGCCAUCUCGUGGACUGCUCCAUUCUCUCUGGAUGUGACUGGUGUUGAUCCCGAUAUCUGGUACUCUGUACAUGUCCUGGUAUACAAUGUGACAGAUGAGAACAACCCAACAGCUAUCCUCUGUACUGACUGCAUCAAUAUCACUGAGACACACUACACCUUCACUCCCGACUACCUCCUCAGUCCUUGUCAUGUGUACAACUUCUCUGUCAUCCCUCUGAACGGAGUUGGCCAGGGAGAAAGCACUAAUCACAGUACCUUUUUAUAUGGUCAUGUAGUAUCAGAUGAUACAGGUCUUUUGAUAGACGAGGCAAUUAAUAUUGAUGUCUUUGAGCGAUCAAGAGAUGCAUUCCAAAUUUUGAUAACAGCACCCCUAUUUGUGAAUAAGACAGUGCUAUGCUUUUUGGGGCACUUUACUCUGUGGUACUAUAACAGUGACCAGGAAAAAUGUCCGGGAGUUGUAUCGGUUGUGUUUCCAGAGCUCAUUUCAGGAGAAGAAGGCAUGGUUGUGUGGCAGAUUGAGUCACAAGUGGUCCUCGGGAAGGACUGUGACUACACUGUUAGCAUCGCUUCACACAGUGGAGCUGGUGAAACCAAUUCCAGUGGAUCCUUCUCGAUAAGUACGAGGGUGUUGAUAGUUGAAGUGGGGGAGUUGGAGGGAGAGGUGGUGGUGAGGUGCGUGUUCAGACACACCCUCUCACAGAGGUGCUAUGUGCAGCUGGUGAGCAGUGAGGUGGAGGGAGGGUUCCAGCAGGGAGGGUGUGUGGAGGGGGAGGGAGAGGGUGUCCACAGGUUUUCUGGUCUCCUCCCUGUCACAUACACUGUGUUGGUCUACGGUCUGGCAGUAGGAGGAGGGGAGGGCUCUUGUUCACCAGCUCUUGGAGAUCCUGACUUCAUCACCGUGGCCACUGUCCACGGACCCGUCACAACCCCAGUCACAUCUCAACGCCCAUUUACAGACGAAACGACAAGGUCACUGGAGUUUCCGAGUAGCUCAAGUCCCUUGUGUGCAGAGGGCAAGUUAUCAUUGUGCAAAUACUACUACUGUACAUACUGCCUAUCUCUACUAUAUAGCAGGUGUUGGUGUUGGUGCUUGCAUGGGCGCUGUUACCACGUCCCUUUUGUUUCUGGUUGGAAUUAUCACAGUGAAGAUGCUCUCGAAACACAAACAAAGAAAACGGAAAGAAACUGAGUCCUCGACUCACUCCCAAAAUACAUGCCAAUGGAGAGAAACAUGGCGUAUGAGCUACACAAACCACUGCCAAUGGAGAGAAACAUGGCAUAUGAGCUACACAAACCACUGACACGGAGAAAACGCCACAGUGGACCUCAACAGUGCUCUGCAACACCGAAUCCAGUAUAAUAUGAAGACUUGAAGUAGUACAAUAAUUAUUCCGCAUUUGUCCUCCCUAACCCUGGAAUAAACAUGUUUUUUCAUGUAACAUUAAUUUUUAUAGCUCGAGGCAUUGGAUUGUG